Molecule: messenger RNA, 2228 nt
Organism: Sapajus apella (tufted capuchin)
Lineage: Eukaryota; Metazoa; Chordata; Mammalia; Primates; Cebidae
Product: microtubule organization protein AKNA-like
Exons: 3
Coding region: 682-2133 (483 amino acids)
Biological process (GO): epithelial to mesenchymal transition; neuroblast division in subventricular zone; neuroblast delamination
Cellular component (GO): centrosome
Source: RefSeq, a predicted model, not a curated record
GUGAAUGGGUGGGUAGAUGAUGGAUGGAUGUUGGAAGGAUGGAUGGUGGGAUAGAUGGGUGGGUGGAUGGAUAAUUAGUUCUUGAGUACCCACUCCGUAAUAACUACAAUAACUGUCUACUUCCUGGGAGUUUUAUAUACCUUACCUUCCUCCCUCCCUCCCUCCUUCCUUCCCUUCCUUCCUCACUCACUCCCCUUUUCUCCUUCCUUCUGUUCAGUCAACAAAUAGUGUCGGGUACCAGCACUGCAAAUGCAAUUGUGAACAAAAACAGAGAGCAUCCUUGCCUUCCUAGAGCUUGCAAUAUAGUGGGGGAGACGAACGUCAGUGAAACAUAAAUGGAAAACUGUUGCUAUGAUAAGCGGUACAAAGUAGAGGUAGCCAGUCCUACCAGGACCUGUAAAAUGGAGAACUUGACCUAGUCAGGGAGACCUAAGACUUCCUUGAGGAGGCCGAGGUUGAGCGAAUGCCUGCAGGACAGAUAGGAGUUAACUAGGCCAAGGAGAGGAGAGAUUCCCCCACAGAAGGGGGCGCACACACAUAGCCCCCGUGGUGGGAGGAGCAUGGUGUGCACAGAGCAGGAGUAGGGGGAGCUUGAGGGGCUACGGAGAGAUGGAUCGGGACAGCUAAUGGGGCUGGAAUGGCAGGACCUUAGGGAAGGUUCUGUUUUUCUUCCACAGGAAGAUGUGGAUGAGUUUUCAGAUGGGGAUGCAGGUGAGGAUGGAGAUGAUUAGGUGGCUACUGACUGCAGCUGGCCGGACCAGAGAGAAUGGGGCGCCAGCCAAGGCAGCAGUGGUGGACCUCAGAGCAGUAGAUGAGUUUGCGAUUUUUACAGGAGAGGCUGAAGCAGAGGAUGCGGACAGCCCCGCAAGUUCCCACAAGCCCCUCGCCUGGCUCCCCCCGCAGGGCCAUCAGCUGGACAUGACUGAGGAGGAGCCAGAUAGGACCCUCGGAAGUCCGGAGGUGGAGGAUGCGGGAGAGAGCUGCCCGAGGUUGGGGUAUGAGGCUGGUCUCAGCUUGGAGGGCCAUGGAAACACCAGCCCCAUGGCUCUUGGGCAGGGUCAGGUCAGGGCCUGGGUGGCUUCUGGCGAACAAGCCGGUGGAGACAAACUUUCCGAACAUUCCGAGGUCAACCCAUCCGUUGAGCUCAGCCCGGCAAGGUCCUGGAGCAGUGGGACUGUGAGCCUUUACCACCCUAGUGACAGCCUUGAUUCCACUUGGGAAGGAGAGAUCGAUGGCUCCCCGCCCACUGCCCUGGCGGAAACCUUGCCAGAGAGCCCCAGCCACCACCUCCUGCACCCAGAUGACAGAACUGGAGGCAGUGUUGCUCAGGCAACCCUCAUGGAAUUCCAGGACUCCUCGGCUCCCCCAGCCCAGAGUCCACAGCGUGCCGCAGAUAGAUGGAGGAGAGAAACGACCAGAUUCGCCUGCCCGCAGCCCGAGGAACACAUCUGGAAGCUGACAAAGACAUCACCUAAGCCACUCCCUUCCCGAUUCAUUGGCUCCAUCAGCCCCCUGAAUCCUCAGCCCAGGCCAAUCCGGCAGGGCACGCCGCUGCCCAGACAGGGAGCCACUCUGGCUGGCCGGUCCUCUUCUAAUGCCCCCAAGUAUGGCCGGGGGCAGCUGAACUACCCACUCCCUGAUUUCUCCAAGGUAGGGCCCCGGGUGAGAUUCCCCAAAGAUGAGAGCUACCGUCCCCCCAAGUCUAGAAGCCAUAACAGGCAGCCUCAGGGCCCUGCCCGGCCCCUCAUCUUCAAGUCACCAGCCGAGAUUGUGCAGGAGGUGCUGCUGAGCAGUGGAGAAGCAGCCCUGGCGAAGGACAUGCCUCCUGCCCAUCCCAUCACCAGGGUACCACAAGAAUUUCAGACGCCUGAGCAAGCCACUGAGCUUGUUCAUCAGCUCCAGGAAGACUACCACAGACUCCUCACGAAGUAUGCUGAGGCUGAGAACACCAUUGACCAGCUACGCCUUGGGGCCAAGGUACCAGGCUGGGGUGGGGUGGAGGCGUGGGCCCGAGUCCCCGAGAAGGUAACACUUUUCCGCAGUCCUAGAGAAAGGUCACUGCCUCCUCCAUCUAUUGAGGCCCUGGAGAUAGUGGAGCGCCAGUUUUUGUUCUACCCCAAGGUCCCUCUGUGACCUUGCCCUCCCUGGGCUCUUUUUUUAUUUUUUAUUUUUAUUUUUGAAUCAGGGUCUUGCUCUGUCAUCCAGGCUGGAGUGCAGUGGCACGGUCA